Molecule: messenger RNA, 2192 nt
Organism: Aspergillus homomorphus CBS 101889
Lineage: Eukaryota; Fungi; Ascomycota; Eurotiomycetes; Eurotiales; Aspergillaceae
Exons: 5
Coding region: 146-1786 (546 amino acids)
Source: RefSeq, a predicted model, not a curated record
CCCCCGCCCCUUUCUGAACGAUAAUACCCCCCCAUCCAGCUCAACGCGCAAUCUAAUCAACGAAGCCACUCCAGCUUCUUCAUCUCUUAACUAAUCCAUCACUAUCGAUUAUAAUUACAUCCCCCUAAUCAACCAAUCUAUCAACAUGUCUGAAGUCCAGAAGCCCGUCGAGGAGACUCCUGCGCCUGUCGCUGCUCCCGUCAUCGAAGCGCCCGCUGCCACUGAGGUCGCUGCCCCCGAACCUGUCGCGGUGGAGGCUCCUAAGGAGACCCCCGCUGAAGCUACUGAGGCCACCCCCGCUGCUGCUGCUGCCGCUGCUGCUGCUGAGGAGCCCAAGGCCGAUGCUCCCGCUGAGGAGCCCAAGGAGGAGGCCAAGAAGGAGGAAGUGACCCCCGCUUCGGAGGGAGUUCUCGGUUACAAGGCCCCUGGUCUGGUCAAGGGUCUGCGUUUCGCCAAGCGCUUCUUCUACUUCCACGAUGAAGCCGUCGAGGCCAAGCAGCUGUCUGCCUUCCACCAGAACGAGAAGCCUGUCGUCGCCAACCCUAUCGCCGCAUGGGCUAGCCAGACCGGCAAGGGUCUCCUUUACUUCACCAAGCGCGCCGAGGACAAGGCUACCCCAGCCGGUAUCUUCAACUUGUCUGAGGUUUCCGAUAUUGCCAAGGAGGGCGCCAGCGAGUUCCACUUCAAGGUCAACGGUCACAAGCACACCUUCCAGGCCACUAGCGGCACCGAGCGUGACAGCUGGGUGCUUGCCCUCGAGACCAAGGCUGCUGAGGCUAAGGCUGAGAAGGAGACCAUCGUCGCCAGCGAGGGUUACAAGGCUGAGCUGGAGAAGCUGAACAAGCCUGCCGUCGCCGAGCCCGCCAAGAAGGCUGCUGAACCCAAGGAGGAGACUGCUGCUGCUGAGGACCACAAAGAGGAGAAGGCUACCGCCAAGAGCCGCUCGCAGUCUCGCAAGCGCGCUAGCAUCUUCGGUACCCUCUUGGGUAAGAAGGAAGAGGCCGAGGAGAAGAAGGAAGAGCAGAAGGAGGAGAAGGCUGAAGAGGCCAAGCCUGCCGAGGCUGCCACCGAAGCCCCCGCUGAGGCCCCUGUUGAGGCCCCCGUUGCGGCCCCUGCGGCUGCCGUUGAGGAGCCUGAGGUUCCUGCCACUGCUGUCCCUGCCCCUGCUGAGACCAGCGACAAGAAGGAGGAGGAUAAGGAGGAGAAGAAGGCCGAGGCUCCUGUCGCUCAAAAGUCCAAGCGCGCCUCCCUUUUCGGCAAUUUCUUCCAGAAGGUCACCAGCCCCUCUCACGAGAAGUCUGAGAAGGAAGCUGCCGCUCCCGUGGAGUCUCCCGUGGCCAGCACUGCUCCCCAGCUCGACAACCCCGUGGAGGAGGCCAACGUCAAGCCCAUCGAGCCCGAGACUGUGACUGCUGCUGCUGACGCCGAGGCUGCCAAGGAUGCCACUCCUGCUGCUUCCCCCGCUGCUCCUGAGACCCCCAAGAACAGCCGCCGUACUUCCUUCUUCGGCAACUUUGGCAAGAAGAAGGGCGACUCUGACAACGAGGGCGCCGACGGCGAGGCCAAGCCAAAGGGCAACAAGCUGGGCGGUAUCUUCCGCAAGCCCAGCAAGGCUGUGAAGACCGAGGUUAAGGAGACCACCACCGAAGCUGCUCCUAAGGAGGCUCCCGUCCAGGAGUCGCCCGCUGAAGAGAGCGCCCAGGCUGUUGAGGCUCCUGCUGCCACUGAGGAGACCGCUCCUGUCAACAAGGUCCCUGCCUCCACCCCUGUUCAGGCUGCCGCCUAAACGGUCUGUGUGCUGGCUUGAGCAACAUGUAACUUGUCUGCGGCCCUGUGACCCAGACAUUUGGGGAGAAAGUUUCGAGAAAAAAAAAUCUGCUACUUUGGCUUAACGUUGAUACUACCGCUUGACUCCUUCAUGGUACGCCUUGGUCGAUCUAUCGGCAAGGUGAGCCAUGUCGAGUGUCAAUGAUACCCUCUGCUGCUUUGGCGGUUAUUUCCGAGCCUUGAUGUCUCUUCUGGCGUCUUGUGCUGCGUUUCAUUCGUUUAUGAUAUCCGUUCCGCAAGGAUACCCAUCGGGCCUUGUGUGAUCAUGUUGUGCACCGUCCAAACUAGAUUGAUACCACCUGCUGCUCUUUUUCUUUGUGCUUCCCGCGAUUUGAUUGUGACUGCCAUUUGAUGCAUUUGACUGG